AUGGUACUAGAAAUAUCCAAGAAAAGAUUAAAGUGUGUAGUGGUGGGAGAUGAUUGGGUCGGUAAAACCAGUAUGUUGAUGGGGUAUGCUACCAACCGAUACCCUACCCAGCAUGUACCUGCUGUAUUCGAUAACUAUACAGGAUGUGUGAAGGUGGCAGGAAGAAAAAUAGAUUUAGAAAUAAUGGACAGCAUUCAACAGGAAAGUUGUGCCGAGUUGUGUCACAAUACAUUUAACGAUACAGAUGUGUUUGUUGUUUGUUUCUCUGUUGUACAACCAGAUUCUUUGGAAAACGUUCAAAAACAUUGGAUACCUCAUAUCAAAAACAUGGCACCCGAAACACCAUUUGUGUUGGUCGGUACACAAGCUGAUCUACGUCAAGCAGAUUUUCUUCUUACUGAAUUACAUCAACAAGGAAAAGAAUUUAUAAGCCAAUCCGACGCUGAUGAAAUGGCGCGAAAUUUGGGCGCCACCUGCUACGUCGAAUGUUCUCCUGGAGUUGAGAAACAAGUGCGCCAAAUUUUAAAUCGUGCCUUAGCAACCGUGAUUCAGGAAACCAUGACAUCAAAACAGUGUGUUAUUUUGUAA
Molecule: messenger RNA, 588 nt
Organism: Lottia gigantea (owl limpet)
Lineage: Eukaryota; Metazoa; Mollusca; Gastropoda; Lottiidae
Exons: 3
Coding region: 1-588 (195 amino acids)
Biological process (GO): small GTPase-mediated signal transduction
Molecular function (GO): GTPase activity; GTP binding
Source: RefSeq, a predicted model, not a curated record